This is a messenger RNA of Pygocentrus nattereri (red-bellied piranha), 2266 nucleotides long. RefSeq names its product claudin-20. Gene Ontology annotation, molecular function: structural molecule activity. The coding region runs from base 720 to 1454 and encodes 244 amino acids. The record is from RefSeq and is a predicted model, not a curated record. Gene Ontology annotation, biological process: bicellular tight junction assembly; cell adhesion. NCBI's taxonomy places the organism in Eukaryota, Metazoa, Chordata, Actinopteri, Characiformes, Serrasalmidae. Gene Ontology annotation, cellular component: bicellular tight junction; plasma membrane. The transcript has 2 exons.
CAAUCCCCCCAGUCAGCGCUAAGCUGAUAUGACAAACUGUUGAAGUAAUCGUGCCAGACCCAGCAGAGCCCUGCUCCUCCUCAGAUCUCCCUCCCUCGCUCAUUCGUUUUCUCUCUCUCUCUCUCUCUCUCUCUCUCUCUCUCUCUCUCUCUCUCUCUCUCCGAGGGACGCCUCUUCCCUUUCAUUGUAAGCAAUAAAAGGGAAUUGCGCACAAAGAGCCACACUGCCACUUGCGGCGAGGCAGACAGCUGCCAAACCCGAAUUGAAGCGUUUUCCUUCUUGAUCUGAGUGUGUGUCGGGAGGCUGCAAGAGCUGUUCCCGCAUGGGGCUUCAAAGGGGGUCUCGCCCCGAGCCCCCCCCCACCAGGACCCGACCUGCAGCAGAGCUGGGAAAAGGGACGCCUGCCGCCAACGGUGAGCUGAGGGACCAGAGGAAAGCGUCUAGUCGUGUACAGUGUGGUUUUACUGGAGCUCUCUGGUGGAUAUUCUGAGGACUAAAUAGACUAGACGAAAUGAAGGCUUAACGCUCCAUCUGGAGGAUGCAGACAUGGUAACAGCCAUAGGACGGUCACUGACAUCACAAACAGGCAGGCUUCGGUGCUGAGGAGGCUGUGCUGCUGAGAGUCGCAGCAGGCGGACAGAGGGACGGGCGGUUUGACGGACGGGCGAGCCGCAGGGCCAGCCUGGGUGAAUGGUGUCCGUGCGGAGGGACGCGGCAGGAUGGCGUCCACGGGCACGCAGAUCUUCGCCUUCGUGCUGGCUCUGCUGGGCAUCCUGGGCGCCACAGUGGCCACACUGCUGCCCAACUGGAAAGUGAGUGCAGAUGUAGGCUCCAACAUAAUCACCGCCAUCUCACAGAUGCAGGGGCUGUGGAUGGACUGCACAUGGUACAGCACGGGCAUGUUCAGCUGCACCCUCAAGUACUCUGUGCUGGCGCUGCCUGCUUACCUGCAGACGGCACGCACCACCAUGGUGCUGUCCUGUGUGCUGGCAGCACUCGGACUGUGCCUGGCCUCGCUGGGCCUCAAGUGCACCCGCUGGGGCGGCGGGCGACGCGCAAAACGCCACGCGGCCCUGGCGGCAGGCACCUGCUUCCUGGCCUCCGGCUUCCUGUGCCUGGUGCCUGCCUCCUGGUACACCAACGAGGUCAUCGUCAGCUUCCUGGAUGCCAACGUGCCCGAGAGCAACAAGUUUGAACCGGGUGGCGCUGUCUACGUCGCUUUCGUCUCGGCCGGCUUUCUCUUCGUCGGCGGCUCCAUCUUCUGCCUGUCGUGCUCGGGAAAACGGCAGGCCCCUCAGGACUUGAUCCUGCUCCCUCCGGAUAAACUCCUGCUGCAACAGCAGCAACAGCAGCUGCUCCAGCAGCAACAGCAACAAGAGCAACUCCAGCACCAGUACUGCUCCCUAUCACCUCUGGACAACAAGACUGGCUACAGCCUGCAGGACUAUGUGUAAGGGGGAAAAACAUACAGCCUCGGCCAGACACGUGCGAGGCGCUGCCGCACAAACCUCUGGCUCUGGCGAUUACUAGAUGAAAGGGGGAGGAGGACAGCGACUUUGAUGCACUCCCCUCUCCCCCUUCUCCCCCUGUUUUCUGAUCGGCAAGCACAAGCGGUGGAGGUAUUCCCUAAGCAAUGUCUUGGAACAGACGGAUCGUGAAUACUGAGGUGCGCUGCUGUGGAGAGAGCGCUGCAGUAGCAGCUGAAAGCGAUGACAGACAGAGAGAGAGAGAGAGAGAGAGAGACAGAGCGCAGACGAUAAAUAAAUGCAGAUAUCCAGUAUCCAAGCAAAGCGUAUUAAGAGUUCCUUGGGGAGUGGAUUAGCUGUAAGGAAAUCUUUUUCUCUACCCCCUCAUUCCCUAUACCCCACCCCCCUUACCCCCCUCCCCAAAGAUUAGAAUUGAAAAGCAAUCGUUUAGCUGCUAACAAUCUUUUGGUAACCUCUGUUCAAAGUAAGUCGGCAAUAUGUCUCUUUGAGGCAAUAGUGUGGGUAGCCAGUUUGCAAGCCUUUUCUUGUGGUUUUUCUGUCCACACCUGUCCACUUUUGAGUAACAGUAGAACUAAUGCAAUGUCUUGUCUUAUUUUGGUAGCUGAUAGAAUGAUUGAUAUUCUGCCUAAGCAUGCUGUCUGGAGCCUGUGCAUAAUGCAGCAGAAUGCCUGGUAGAGAGAGUCGUAGCCACAUUGCCCGUGCCUAUAUUAAAAAAAAAAAAAAAACAGAAAGAGAGAGAGAGAUAGAAAGCUACAGAACAGUAUACCACUGGAAUUGUU